Messenger RNA from Ceratotherium simum simum (southern white rhinoceros), 1326 nucleotides. NCBI's taxonomy places the organism in Eukaryota, Metazoa, Chordata, Mammalia, Perissodactyla, Rhinocerotidae. The record is from RefSeq and is a predicted model, not a curated record.
GCGCAGGCGCACUCCCCGUGUGCGCGCCUCUCGCCGCCGCGCUUCCAUCCCGGAUCCUUUGCCGCAGCGUCAGCGUAGCUCCCGCCGCCUCUUUCCCUCCUCCUCCUCCUCGGCCUACGCCUCCUCUUCCUCCUCCGCCUUUUCCGCCCGCUCCUCCUCCUCCGCCUCCCCAACACUACGCCCGCAGCCCGCGCCGAGCCCCGGGCCGCGCGGUGCCAUGCUGCCCCGGCGGCGGCGCUGAAGGAUGGCGACGCCCGUCCCUCCGCCCUCCCCGCGGCACCUGCGGCUGCUGCGGCUGCUGCUCUCCGGCCUCGUCCUCGGCGCAGCCCUGCGCGGUGCCGCCGCCGGCCGCCCGGAUGUGGCCGCCUGUCCUGGGAGCCUGGACUGCGCCCUGAAGAGGCGGGCACGGUGCCCCCCGGGUGCACAUGUCUGUGGGCCCUGCCUUCAGCCCUUCCAGGAGGACCAGCAAGGGCUCUGCGUGCCCAGGAUACGCCAACCUCCGGCGGGGGGCCCACCCCAGCCCAGACUGGAAGAUGAGAUCGACUUCCUGGCCGGGGAGCUAGCCCGGCAAGAGGUGGGGCCCUCGAGGCUCACGGCCCCGCCCCAGCCUGGGGCGCGACAGCGGCUCCUGGAGCCUGCAGCCGCCUUGGGGCUCUCAGAGCGCGGCCAGGGCUCCGACCUGGACCUCCCUUCCACUCUGGGAGUCCCCGGGCCCACGCCCCACACCUCUUUGGGCUCCCCCGUGUCGUCUGGGCCAGUGCACAUGUCCCCCCUGGAGCCCCGGGGCGGGCGCGGUGACGGCCUCGCCCUCGUGCUGGUCGUGGUGUGCUCCGUGGCUGGCGCGGCCGCCCUCGCCGUGGCCGCUCUCUGCUGGUGCAGGCUGCAGCGGGACGCCCGCCUGACCCAGAAGGCCGACUACGCGGCGCCGCCGGCGCCCAGCUCCCCGUCAGCGCCAGGGACCUCGCCCGGGGACCAGCGGCUGGCACACAGCGCCGAGAUGUACCACUACCAGCACCAGAGGCAGCAGAUGCGGUGCCUGGAGCGGCAUAAAGAGCCGCCCAAGGAGGUGGACUUGGCCUCGUCGGACGAGGAGGACGAAGAUGGCGACUUCACGGUGUACGAGUGCCCGGGCCUGGCCCCGACCGGAGAGAUGGAGGUGCGGAACCCGCUGUUCAACCACUCCUCCCUGUCGGCGCCCCCGCCCUCGCUGUCUGAGCCCCCGCCGCAGUGACCCGAAGGCUGGCACCCACCCUCUUGGACCACGGGGCCCACCGGUGGGGAGGGGCAGGGCCCGGCGUUUACCAUUAAAGAGAGCGCGUUCUGACA